This is a messenger RNA of Helianthus annuus (common sunflower), 954 nucleotides long. RefSeq names its product chalcone--flavonone isomerase. The coding region runs from base 65 to 736 and encodes 223 amino acids. Gene Ontology annotation, biological process: flavonoid biosynthetic process. Gene Ontology annotation, molecular function: chalcone isomerase activity. The transcript has 4 exons. Lineage: Eukaryota; Viridiplantae; Streptophyta; Magnoliopsida; Asterales; Asteraceae. The record is from RefSeq and is a predicted model, not a curated record.
GCUUCUUCUUCUGUCAACUCACAACUGCCAGUCAAACACAACUUCUACUUCCGACUGUACCGCCAUGGCUACCACCGGUCUCCAGGUUGAAUCCAUCCUCUUUCCACCUUCCGUCAAGCCUCCUGGCGCUUCCGCCACCUUUUUUCUCGGAGGCGCAGGUGUGAGAGGUUUGGAGAUCCAAGGCAAUUUCGUCAAGUUUACUGGUAUUGGUGUGUACUUGGAGGAUAAAGCUAUUUCUUCACUUGCCGUUAAGUGGAAAGGCAAAACUGCCCAGGAGUUAACGGAUUCCGUUGAGUUUUACAGGGAUAUCGUUACUGGUCCCUUUGAAAAAUUUGCUCAGGUGACAAUGAUCCUACCAUUAACAGGUAAGCAAUACGCUGAGAAGGUGUCGGAAAACUGUGUAGCGGUAUGGAAAGCACUCGGGAUAUAUACAGACGCAGAUGCCAAAACCAUUGACAAGUUUCUAGAGAUUUUCAGCGACCAAAACUUCCCACCAGGCUCCUCUAUUCUCUUUACAAUUUCACCUGCUGGAUCACUAACGAUAAGUUUCUCGAAAGAUGGAAGUAUCCCGGAAACUGGGAAUGCGGUGUUAGAGAGUGAUAAACUGGGAGAAGCAAUACUCGAGUCGAUGAUAGGGAAGCAUGGUGUUUCCCCGGCAGCCAAACAAAGUUUAGCAUCAAGGCUCUCGGAUCUCAUGACAAGCGAAGCGGCCACUUUAAGCGAAAAUGGCUUGUAGAUAAUUAUGUACUUAUGUUGUGUACUUGUGUGCUGGAUAUCUAGUAAAAAAUAAAUUUGGUCGAACCAUCUAAUUCCGCCAUAAACAUGGCAUGAGUUAAAGAAUAAAUAAAUAUGCAUGAUACUAUAUAAUUCCAGCAAAUUCUCAGUUGUAAUCGUAGAAUAUUUUGGGUUUCCGAUUAACGAAAAUGGUCAAUAGCCAGUUGUAAACUAGGCUUA